Molecule: messenger RNA, 958 nt
Organism: Malus domestica (apple)
Lineage: Eukaryota; Viridiplantae; Streptophyta; Magnoliopsida; Rosales; Rosaceae
Source: RefSeq, a predicted model, not a curated record
GGACAUGGACUUUCGACAUAAUGCAUCGCCGCGGAGAAUAAUGGUGGUAGCAGAUCCAACCCAAGAGUCAGCAGGUGCACUCCAAUAUGCACUGUCUAAAACUGUUUCCGAGAACGAUGAAUUGAUUCUCUUCCAUGUCGAAAACCCUAAUUCAUGGCGAUACACGAUAACGAUGUUCCUUAAAAGACCUAGGGGUGGCUCCGCCACCGUAGAAGGAGGUUUAGGGAACACGGAGUUUCUUGAAGAAAUGAAGAAUGCAUGCAAACAUGCAAAACCAAAAGUACGUGUGCGGGUAGAGAAGGUGGCGUUAAUGGAAGGCAAGGACAAAGCAAGUAUUAUUCUAGAUCAAAGCAAGGUUCUUGGGGUGGACGUCCUUGUUAUAGGGCAACGACGGAGUCUUUCUACAGUUAUCUUAGGAUACAGGAGGCCUGGAGGUUCCACGCGAGGGACAAAACCAAUAGACACAGCAGAGUAUUUGAUUGAUAAAAGCAGUUGCACCUGCGUCGGAGUACAGAAAAAGGGACAAAAUGGAGGCUACCUUCUCAAUACAAAGACCCACAAAAAUUUCUGGCUUCUGGCUUAACAAGCACUCGAAUUACCGGAGAAGCACUUGCGCUUUCGUCUUAGAUGCUUUGUUAUGCCGUUCGUCUUCUGCAUUCGAUUAAUGAUAUACAUUGAUCGUUGGGACAGUAGAAUUAAAUCGAACAAGAAGUUUGGUUCGCUAAAUCGGUUGACGUCUAGACAUAGUGAGCUUGACGAUGAGACUAUAUUUGUUGUGCUGAUCUUGGUUGGUUAAGGAGUGAGCCAUAUAUGUAUGAAAUCGUUCAAUUCCAAAUGAAGAAAAAUAGGUUUGUACAUACGUAACAAUGAUUGGCUUCUGUAAACCAACAUCAAAAUGUUUAUAGUAGAACCAAAUUAAUGAGAUAGCAGUGUCUUUUCGUUCUAAAACAAAGUUUGU